AGUUAUCGGUGAAGGUUAGGUUUAAGGAUAUGCAACGGUUAGCAUUGGGGUUCAGGUUAGGUUAGGUUAGAUCCCCUCUCUUUGCUGAAGAAAAAAAAAAAAAAAAAAAAAAAAAGCCUCCAAGCCCGCCGACGUUACCCGGAAGCAGGAAGCAGACCGCUUGUUGUGAGUUGUCGCAGCUAGUCUUUCCUAGUAGAAAUGGCGUGCUUUGUGGCUCCGGGUCCUGGCGGAACGGGACUCUGGUCCAAACUGCUGCUGGUGCUGGUGCUGACGGAGCACACUGGGCCAGUACACGGCGUGUCGGAGCCGGGGAAGUGGAUCGUGACAGUGGACAGUGAGACAUUGAAGAAACAGAACAACUUCUUCUUCUUUACCAAGACUCUCUUCAAAGAAACCUUCAUCAGGCUUGGACCGGUGUCAGAAAGCUGUGUAUCCUCUCCUGUGCAGCUGAACAUCUCCUGGUAUCUGAGGAACUCUCACUGCUACAAAGAAGUCUUCCACAUGGAUGUGGCGAGAGCACGAAAUUACUUCAGGACGACGGAAGUCAGGCCAGGAGGAGGAAGUGGCUUCUUCAUCUUUCACCAGUAUCCUCUCGUCACCUGCCAGUCCAACAUGAACCCGCACGAGUUCAACGUGCCUGUGUUUGACCUGCCAACCAGACUCACACAGCCUGCACUGCUGGAGAAUGAAGCAACACAUACAGCUCCGUCUGCUCCAGGACAAGCAGGGAAACCUGCUGCUGUCACUCCUCAGAAGGCCAUCAACAAUUCUCACUUUGACGCCGUAGCUGUGAGCUGGGAGGACGGACCCUACAUGUUCAUCCUGCACAUCGUUGAGAUCAAAGACAGGAAAUCUGCCGUGGCUAAUAUGCUGCCAAAACCAUGGAGCUUACAGUUGCAGGUCAACAUGCAGGGACCUCACGACUACAUAUCUGCCUCUGAAUGGCCUCUCAUGGUGUUCUACAUGGUGAUGUGCAUUGUGUAUGUCUUGCUGGCGGUGUUGUGGUUGGUUCUGUUGGCAUGUUACUGGAGGGAUCUGCUGAGGAUCCAGUUCUGGAUUGGAGGUGUCAUCUUCCUGGGGAUGUUGGAGAAAGCUGUUUACUACGCUGAGUUCCAGAGUAUCAGAUACAAUGGCUUAUCAGUGCAGGGGGCGGUGGUGUUCGCCGAGGUGCUUUCUGCAGUGAAGAGGACUCUUGCACGGGUGUUGGUCAUCAUUGCCAGUCUCGGAUACGGUAUCGUCAAGCCCAGACUUGGUGCGUUGCUCCACAGAGUCGUAGGCGUCGGACUGCUCUACCUGAUCUUCUCCAUCAUAGAGGGAAUACUACGAGUCAAUGCUGAUCAAGACGACAGCAGUAGAAUACUGUGUGAUAUAGUGCUGGCACUCAUUGACUCCUGUGUUGUCUGGUGGAUCUUUGUGAGUCUGGCGCAGACGAUGAAGUUGCUCAGACUGAGGAGGAACGUGGUGAAGCUCUCCCUGUACCGACACUUCACCAACACUCUCAUCUUUGCUGUUAUAGCCUCAGUCAUCUUCAUCAUCUGGACUACCAAGACCUUCAGGAUGUCAAAAUGCCAGUCUGACUGGAGGGAGCUGUGGAUAGUCGAUGCAUUCUGGCGCUUCCUAUUCUCCUUCAUACUAUUGGUCAUCAUGUUCCUGUGGCGACCGUCGGCCAAUAACCAGAGAUAUGCCUUUAGCCCCCUAGUGGAUGAAGAGAGUGAGGAAGAGGAGAAGGAGCCAAUGAUGAACGAGGCCUUCGAAGGGAUGAAAAUGAGGGGCACAAAGGGCGAGAUCAAUGGCACGGCCAAACCCAGCAAGGUGGAUGAGGAUCUGAAAUGGGUAGAGGAGAACAUCCCAUCAUCUAUGGCAGAUGUUGCUCUUCCUCCCCUGCUGGACUCUGAUGAGGAGGCCAUGACAACUAAGUUUGAAAUGUCCAAGAUGGAGUAGAGGAGGAAGAAGACAUGGAGGAGAAGAGCUGUUUUACUAAAUGAUAUCUGGGAGGAACACUGUGCUCAACUGUGUGACAGAUGUAAAGGUGAAUAUGGAGCAGAGAAUUAAUGUUCCCAUGGCUGAUUGGAAGGAUGGAGAAGAAGUUCCUAGCAGAGGAAGAGGAAGACGGAUAAAAAAGGGAAAGCAGAGUUCAGUGUUUGCUUUACAGUGUCAGUUUGUGUCUGUAAAUUAACAGAUUUGAUCCCUGACUUUUAUGAGCUUUGUAAGCCUUUUCUGUACAUACACUGGGACAAAAUUGGUUGGUAAACAAAUCCAUUCAUUGUUGUUGUUUU
Molecule: messenger RNA, 2276 nt
Organism: Myripristis murdjan (pinecone soldierfish)
Lineage: Eukaryota; Metazoa; Chordata; Actinopteri; Holocentriformes; Holocentridae
Gene: tmem87a
Product: transmembrane protein 87A
Exons: 20
Coding region: 199-1941 (580 amino acids)
Biological process (GO): retrograde transport, endosome to Golgi
Cellular component (GO): Golgi apparatus; membrane
Source: RefSeq, a predicted model, not a curated record